UUUUUUUUUAACACAAAAUAUAUUUAUUUUAGUUUUUGCACCAUCCACAGAGCGUAUGUGUGGUUGUAUAUUUUUAAGUUAAUAAUAGAAAUUUGAAAGCAAGAAGAAAAAGAAAUUUGUCGUUAAGAUGAGCGGCGGGAGAUUUGAUUUUGAUGAUGGCGGGGCGUACUGCGGUGGUUGGGAAGGCGGAAAAGCCCACGGACAUGGCAUUUGCACAGGUCCAAAAGGUCAAGGAGAGUACUCUGGCUCGUGGAAUUAUGGAUUCGAGGUGGUGGGGAUUUAUACGUGGCCUAGUGGCAAUAUGUUUGAAGGAUACUGGUCUCAAGGAAAAAGGCACGGAUUAGGAAUUGAAACAAAAGGACACUGGGUAUACAAAGGUGAAUGGACACAUGGGUUUAAAGGAAGAUACGGCGUUAGACAAAGUAUUAGCAGUGGAGCAAAGUAUGAAGGGACGUGGAAUAAUGGAUUACAAGACGGGUAUGGCACAGAAACGUACGCAGAUGGAGGAACCUACCAGGGACAAUUCACUAAUGGCAUGCGGCACGGCUAUGGGGUUCGUCAAAGUGUACCAUACGCAAAUGCUACUGUGGUUCGAUCACCUCUCCGCACCUCCCUAACCUCACUUCGAAGCGAGCACAGCAAUGGGAUGGUGCAGCAUGACACCAUCUCUGUAUCUCCAGAUAAUAUAGUUUCUCCCACUAUCACCAGGGGUGGUUUCGCCCUUUCGCUCUAUUCGGACACUGAAUCCCUCAAGGGGAAGAAAAAAGGCUUUUUCAGAAGAGGUUCUUUGUUGGGUAAGCUUAGGAAAACAGAUUCAAAUACUUCUCUUUCCUCUCAAAGAAGCAAACUAAGCUUCUUGAAGAGCGAAAGCGGGAUGAGUUCUGCAGCAAGUGACACCAACUCAACCGUGAGUUUUGGUGAUGGGAUGGAACCUGAAGAAUUUCCACCGAUGGACUCAGAUAUCGAGCUUACAACCACUGAGACUUACAAUGGCGAAUGGAAGAAUGACAAACGAUCUGGCUUUGGAAUUAGCGAACGCUCGAAUGGGUUAAAGUAUGAAGGAGAAUGGCUGGACAAUUUAAGACAUGGCUACGGCUGUACGACGUUUACAGACGGACGGAAGGAAGAAGGAAAGUAUAGGAACAAUAUUUUAAUUAAGGGAAUGAAGAAGCGAGUGAUACCAUUAAAGAGUGCAAAGAUUAGGCAGAAAGUAGACAGAAGUAUUGAAGGAGCACAGAGGGCAGCAGCUAUCGCUCGGCAAAAGUCGGAGAUCUCAGCUUCCAGGACAGCUCAUGCUAAGGCAAAAGCAGACGGGGCAGAGCAGGCGGCCGUCCUGUCUAACAAUGAAUCCAGCAUUGCAAGAACAAUGGCCAGGGAGCUCUCUCCGGACUUUUACCAACCAGGUCCUGAGUACAUUAAAAGAAAGUUGCUUCAAGAGAUAAUGGAAAAUGCAGACCAAAUGGAGCCAAAAGAACCAUCAGCCUCAAAAGAACCACCUCCAACACCUCCAGAAAGUCCCCAUCAUCAAGACAAUCAACCUUCUCCAAGAGAUACUUCCCCGGUUCGAACACCAUCUCCGACCUUGGCUGAAACACCAUCAGAUGCAAAAAGAUUGAAGCAGAGCUCAAGGAAAGAGAAGUUAUUGACCCCAGGCAAUUUUAGUGGAGACCAGAAUCGAGGUGCAAGUCAUGUUGGAAGCAGAUCGACAACUCCAUCGAAUGUGAUGGCACAUGGUAACACUGGUAUUUCAACUUACAGUCCACUUAGGCAAACUCACCGAGUGAAUCCUGCAUAUGAUGCACAAAUGCAGUCUAUUCACAGACUACAAGAGAAAAUAGCUGAUACAGAUGUUGAAUUUCAUAAGGGAUAUCAUAGCUAUGCCGUACGGACAUCACCGGUGACUCCUCCAGUAGAAUACGAAGAGAGAGAAGCAUUCCCAUCACCUACAGCAUCACCGAAAACAGGGACCCCAGAUCUGAAAGAACAUGUAAAAGAAUCUUCGCAAGAAAGGAAGGCCAUGGCAGAACCACUUAAGAAAGCAGAACCUAGCAAAGAAAUCAAAGCAGAAGUAAAAGCAGAAGUAAAAGCAGAGAAACCCCAGACCAAGACAGUCUCCAAAGCUGAUGCUAGAAGUGACAAUACUGAAACAAAAAAAGAACAGAUUUAUGAGACCAAAGUAGUCCAGAAACCUGAGCCCAAGACAAUACAGAAACCAAUUGCAUUGAGACCAGAGCCUAAAGCUGCACCAAAACCAGCACCCCAAAAACCGGAAACAAAGUCUGGACCCAAGACUGAGUCUAAAGCAGUGGCAAAAUAUGAAGCAAAGAGUGUAGCUAAAAAAGGUGCCCAAAGUGCUUUGGUGGCAAGUACACAAGAGGAAUCGGAGGAGAGACCCGAUAUCAUUAUGAUCUGCAUGGUGAUUUUAUUGAAUAUUGGCUUGUCCAUCCUAUUUGUACAUUUGCUGACAUGAAGCAAUGACGAAAGUUUAUAAUGAAUACCAUGGAUCUCUCGAAGCUGCCUUUCAGAAAGAUCACACGGAGAACCGUCUGAAAGAGGAAAAGUCGUUUUGUACCUUGACAAAGAAAUAAAGGCGCUGAGAGUCGUGGAUAAUGAACAGAAAUUCAAUUCUUCACAUAUGCCUGUUUCGUUCAAGCAAUGACAGGAAACAGACUACCGAUACUUCUUCUAUGAGGUGUCGCACCACACUGUGAGGUUAAACUGGCCUUGUUGGCAAAUAAAGAAUUUGUUUAUCAAUA
Pelobates fuscus (common spadefoot toad) is the source of this 2756-nucleotide messenger RNA. It is a transcript of the gene JPH2, whose product is annotated as junctophilin 2. NCBI's taxonomy places the organism in Eukaryota, Metazoa, Chordata, Amphibia, Anura, Pelobatidae. The transcript is spliced from 6 exons. The record is from RefSeq and is a predicted model, not a curated record. The coding region runs from base 128 to 2470 and encodes 780 amino acids. Gene Ontology annotation, cellular component: plasma membrane; sarcoplasmic reticulum; endoplasmic reticulum membrane.